AUGAGCUUUGUGUUCCGGGGCAGCAGGGCCGACAUCGAGGCCGGUGGCUUCCCAGGGUUCGCCACGGAGCGCCGUGCCAUGCGGAUUCAUGCCGGGGGGCGGCCGGUGAACAGCAAUUCCUUAGCUUUUCUUGUAACUGUUCUUGUUCUGUUCAUGGUACUGAGCUCGCAGCAGAUGUCUCCGAACUUUUUGCUUUGGAUGGUCUUAGGUGUGUUCCUAUUGGCCACCAGCCUUAGGAUGUACGCUACAUGCCAGCAGCUCCAAGCGCAGGCACAAGCUCAUGCUGCAGACGGCAACGGCUUCCUUGGACGCACUGAGUUGCGGGUGCAUGUCCCGCCAACCAUAGCCCUUGCUUCGAGAGGCCGGUUGCAAAGCCUUAGACUCCAACUUGCUCUGCUUGACCGCGAGUUUGAUGAUUUAGAUUAUGAUGCUCUCAGAGCGCUAGAUACCGACAACAGCCCACAUGCUCCUUCUAUGACUGAAGAAGAAAUAAAUACUCUGCCUGUUUUCAGAUACAAAUUUCAGGCACAGCAGAGGAGCACCCCUUCUCGAAAAAGUAGUGAUGGGCCAUCUGAACCAUUGGUUUCUUCUCCUGAGUCCGGAAAGGAGAAAAAGCAAGAUGCAGAUGCAACUAGCAAAAUGACAGAGAAUGAGUUGACGUGCAGUGUUUGCUUAGAGCAAGUUGUUGCGGGUGAUCUAUUGAGAAGCCUGCCAUGCUUGCAUCAGUUUCAUGUGAACUGCAUUGAUCCAUGGUUGCGCCAACAGGGAACAUGCCCGAUCUGCAAGCACCAGGUCAGCAACGUGUGGCGUGGCGCCGGCAGCGGUGAAAUGGAUGACAUGGUGUAA
Messenger RNA from Triticum turgidum subsp. durum (durum wheat), 846 nucleotides. NCBI's taxonomy places the organism in Eukaryota, Viridiplantae, Streptophyta, Magnoliopsida, Poales, Poaceae. The record is from the annotation of a GenBank genome assembly.